UACAGCAACCGUUGCCACGGACACAAACGAGUUAGAUACAGGGAAACUGAGGCUCCUGGGGGUAUAGACCUUACCCGGGGUCUAGAGAUGGGUCAGUGGCAAGUUGGGACUGUAAUUCAGGCCUCCCCUCUUAAGAGUCAGAAACCCUUUUGUUUAAUUAUUCACUUACAACAUCCCAGACGGACCCGCCCAGGGCCCCGGGUUGUCCCUAGUUUGGGUCUGGAGCAGGGGCUUCUGAUUCACCCAGCCCAGCCCUCAAGACUCCAGGACAGGUUCCUGGAGGGGAAGGGAGCCGAAGGCCCCUGGAGACUUCCCAGGAAGAGCUGCAACUGUGUCCGAUGAGGUCACAAAGCUCCUCCACCGACGGCUCCUCCCCCAGGCCAGGGCUGAGCACCCCUGCAGGGCCAUGUCCAAGCCCUGGGGAAGCCCCACCCUCUGGAACCGCUGAAGCCCGAGGGGCUGGGGCCGGCACCCUGCCUCCGUGCCCCGGGUGACCUACACUUCCUGCAGCCAUCAUGAACCGGCUCUGGAACGUCAGGCGUUUGGAGCCACUCCAGGGACCCCUGAAGUGGGUCCCCACCCUGGGGGAGCUGCAGAAGACCCUCCAGAAGGGCGAGUACUUGCCCCUCCGCCCGCUGCCCAUGUUCGAGAGUAACUUUGUCCAGGUGACCAGUCGAGGGGCCCCAGUGUACGUGCACCACAGAGCCAACCGAGUGACCAUGGGCGUGGCCGCCUCCCUGCCAGGCCUGGUGUUGCCAGACAUCCUGCUGAUGGCCCAGCCCCCCGAGGGCAGGCAGUGCUCCAGCCUCGUCCUCACCAGGAUGAUCCCGCUGGACCUGGCCCACCUCUACGUCCACGACCUGUCUGCCUGGCGCCUGAAGCUGCGUCUGGUCACCGGCCGCUACUACUACCUGGAGCUGGACGCCCCUGACAGUGAGGUCAGCUUCCUGUUUGACCGCUGGAUCCGCCUCAUCAACCUGCUCCAGCAGCCUGCCACCUCCCGGGCUCCCAGGACCCUACACACGCCCCCCAUGGACCUGGGUCACGUGGCACCUCCUGCCUCCACCUGGCGCCGCCAGGACCCACCCCACCACAGACGUUCAGUCAUGAUUGUCGAGCCCACAUUUCCUUACAAGAUUCUGACAGCUCAGAGACAGAGGAAGGCCAAGACCCUCAAGAGCAAAUUCAAGUCUCAGGCCGUGGGUGACUCCAUGCCUCUCGUCUGGUCGCAGCAGGAGCAAGCUGACACGAGAAAGAAAUCUACAGAAAAGAAGUCCCAACCGGACCUCUCCCCUGAGAGACCUCAAGCCGAAAUCCAAGUUUCCGAGAAGCCCAGCAUCACCAUUUGGACCAUCUUCAGCAUCAUUUCCAAUACACCUGACCACAUGGCAUCCUCUUCCAAGGGUUGCUCUGAUUCUGAGGGGGCCACAUGCCUGGCAGGUUUACUUCAGACCCCUUCACUCUGUAUCUCGGAGGACAGCCCUGAAAUGCCCUUGCUGGGCUCCUGUGAUCACUUGGAUAUGUACCCGUGGCAACAGGACAUGGACGACCUGAUGGACCCGGAGGCCAGCACCCUGUCCACGUCCUCCCUCUGCCCAGCCGCCUACCCUCCUGACUUCCGCAGGUGCAACGAACAGGCCAGGCCUCUGGACUCCGUGCAGAGACUGUGGCCGCCGCCCUCCCAGAAGCCCCCAGCCAUCCCUGCUGCCUCUUGUAAGGCUCCAUUCAUCCUUGACCAGCCCCAGAAGUUCUUGGCUGUACCUGCUCCAUCCCGGAAAGCACCAGCUUUUCCUGCUGCUCCCCAGGAGGCCCCAGCCACACCUGGCCCAUCUUGGAAGAUCCCACAUGUACUGGCUAUUCCCCACAAGACCCCAGCCGUGCCUUCCAAAUCUCGGAAGGUCCCACAUGUACCGGCUGUUCCCCACAAGGUCCCAGCCAUGCCUGCCCCAUCUCAGAAGACCACACAUGUAUUGGCUACUCCCCACAAGGCCCCAGCCAUGCCUGCCCCAUCUCAGAAGGCCCCACAUGCACUUGCUGUUCCCCCAAAGGCUGUGUCCCCCUCUGCUCCAAACAGGAAAUCUGUGUUCCUACCUACCCUGUCCCAGAAGGCUCUGACCUUACCUACCCAAUACCAAAUGACAUUGGACCCUGCUACCACUGGCGUGUUGCCUGCGGGAAGUCACGGAGGAGAUGUGCUUGAGCAAAGCAAGCCUGAAGGGAAGCCAGAGCCCGUGGUGUUGAUGGGCACCCAGGAGACAAACACAGUAGAGAUGAGGACUCAGAAAACACCCCUGGAGCUGCCUUUCACCACCACCGAGAAGGAGUCGGAGGAAGUCCUGGUCAGCAGAGCCCAGGACAUCACCGUGGAUGGCUUGAAGGGCAAGGGCAAGUUGGAGGACAAAGUCCGCAGGAUGAAGGAGGAGAUCUCUCUAGACAUGCCGGGCUUCAGAUCCAAGGAGGUGGGGCAGCAGAAGAAGUGGGUCAAGACCCAGGAGCUGGCCAUCGAGGAAGCCUCGCAGGGGCAGACCAGGCCCUUCUCAGUGGAAGGGCUCACCCUUGACAAGCUGAUCAUUGCCAGUUCCAAGGAUCCCUCCUUGAGAUCAGCUCUGGUCAAUCUGCCCUCCUGGCUCUCAACCCAGCAGGGGUCUGCCAUGCCAACUAUGGACACGGUACCCCUCCGCACCACCAAGGUGUCCUUGCUGGAGGAGACGCCGGUGGUGGUCAGGGAGCAGUCACAGUUGGGGGCCUGGGCGAAGGGGAACACGCAUCCAUGGGCGGAGGUGGAGGAGGUGCCCCGGGACCCAAAGGGGCCUUCCAAAGCGUCCCCCUGCCCCAAGCGUGCCACCAGCAGCCCCAAGAUGAAUGUUGCCUCCCUGACUCCCAUCCCUCUGCCCUCAAUGAGGUGGGAAGAUGUAACCGAGUCGCCUGCCUCGCUGACCCCUGUCUCAAAGAUGGAGGCCAGGGUCUCCCAACAGCCCAGGAGAGUAUCUCAAGAGCCCAAGAGGGUGCCGGACCAGUGCCCCAUGGCCACAGUGGGGUCGUCCUUGGAGAUUCUCUUGCCCACUCUCUUGGAAAUUGAGAGUAUGAAGGACACGGCCUCCAAGGUGAAGAAGAUAAAGGAGGAAGUGGGCGUCUUUGCUACUUCGCCCAGCAUGCACCGUUCCCAGCGGCCUCAAUAGCGGGAUGCAGGGGACUCAACCUCAGUCGCCGAAGUGUCCAGAGGAGCCCAGCGAGGCCAGGUAGCCCCUGAACCCUGCAGAUCAGCCUUAUACCUGGAGCUGGCGUCCAGGAGCCCGGACCCCACCCUGUCUCUUUCCUCUUCCUCACAGGCCCCUAGGUGUUGUGCACCUCUACUGUUAAGAAUCAGGGUGCUGAAAAGG
This is a messenger RNA of Balaenoptera acutorostrata (minke whale), 3380 nucleotides long. RefSeq names its product golgi associated RAB2 interactor family member 5B (gene GARIN5B). Bases 516 to 3179 code for a protein of 887 amino acids. The record is from RefSeq and is a predicted model, not a curated record. Lineage: Eukaryota; Metazoa; Chordata; Mammalia; Artiodactyla; Balaenopteridae. The transcript is spliced from 10 exons. Gene Ontology annotation, cellular component: nucleus.